GACCAUACUUUGGUAACGCAGGAGAUCACUUCGUUGCCCGGUUCAACUCCAAGUACAAUGACCUACUCACAGAGCACGCCAAUCGAGUCACAGUGCUGGAUGAGGCUCUUCAGAUCCUGUAUUCGGGAGUUUACUAUGUCUACCUUAGCGUCAACAUCGCCCCACGGUUCCAUGACAAUUCUGCGAAGACUGUUCAG
This is a messenger RNA of Candidula unifasciata, 197 nucleotides long. Lineage: Eukaryota; Metazoa; Mollusca; Gastropoda; Stylommatophora; Geomitridae. The record is from the annotation of a GenBank genome assembly.